Molecule: messenger RNA, 527 nt
Organism: Impatiens glandulifera
Lineage: Eukaryota; Viridiplantae; Streptophyta; Magnoliopsida; Ericales; Balsaminaceae
Exons: 1
Coding region: 70-402 (110 amino acids)
Source: RefSeq, a predicted model, not a curated record
CUCUGGUCUCUUUCUAUAAAUUAAUAUCAAUCAUUUGAUCACUUGAAAUAUUAUUAUUGUGUUCUUAUUAUGAUUAUGGAAUUAUUAAGCUUCAUGGAAGACGGUGGUGUUUUGCUCAAGGUGGGAUUGUUCAUCAUUGUGCAGGCUCUGGUUUACAUGAUUCUUUCCAAAUCCUCCUUCAUCUUCAACUCCGGCAAUCAGCUCGCCAAAUCGUUCAGUUUCAGCCGUGUUCGUUCCAUCAAUGUCCGCCAGAUGAUGGCGGUUCUGGCGGACAUGCCGGCCGGAGGAGAGUAUUCGUCUUCCGCCUCCUCCUCUGCCGGGACGUCGUCUAAGAACCUCUUUAGAUCAUCAACAUAUAAUAAGGUCGACGACGCUGAUGAUAAUCAUCAUCACGCUUCUUAAUUAAACCCUAAUUCAUUAUAAUUUGUAUGUUUCAUUUUAUCAAUUGGGAUUUUUUUAUUCUUGUCCAAUGAAAUUUCCAUGUAUUGUAAAUUUAUCCAUUGCGUGGUUUCAUUUAUAUGUAAUUA